Molecule: messenger RNA, 2448 nt
Organism: Gossypium raimondii (Peruvian cotton)
Lineage: Eukaryota; Viridiplantae; Streptophyta; Magnoliopsida; Malvales; Malvaceae
Product: protein TRANSPORT INHIBITOR RESPONSE 1
Exons: 3
Coding region: 265-2025 (586 amino acids)
Biological process (GO): SCF-dependent proteasomal ubiquitin-dependent protein catabolic process
Cellular component (GO): SCF ubiquitin ligase complex
Molecular function (GO): protein binding
Source: RefSeq, a predicted model, not a curated record
CUCGUCCAUUGUGUCUGUCUUUGACUUCACUUUCUUUCUCUCUCUCCAUAGCUCCCUCCCAGCCUCUGCUCCCCCUAUAAGCUUCGUUAAUGGCGUUUCAGAUCUCAAAAAACAAACUCUAAGCCUUAAGUAAACGCAAAUCCUACCCAAACCCAAUACCAAAAUCGAGAUAAAAAAAUUUCAUCCUUUCCUAUCAAAAGCCUUCAUUCUUUUCUUUUUUUCGUGUGUGUGUUUUCUUUUUUCCUUCUUUUCGAGUUUUAAUUAAUGCAUAAGAAAAUGGCGUUUUCGUUCCCAGACGAGGUGCUGGAGCAUGUGUUCUCAUUCAUACAAUCAGAUAAAGACCGGAACGCGGUGUCGAUGGUGUGUAAAUCGUGGUACGAGAUCGAGCGUUGGUGCCGGAGGAAAGUGUUUGUGGGGAACUGUUACGCUGUGAGCCCGAGGAUGGUGAUCAGACGGUUCCCCGAGUUUAGAUCCAUUGAGUUGAAAGGGAAACCGCACUUUGCGGAUUUCAAUCUGGUGCCGGACGGAUGGGGAGGUUACGUGUCUCCCUGGAUCGAGGAGAUGGCUGGAGCUUAUCCUUGGCUCGAAGAGAUUCGACUUAAAAGGAUGGUCGUUACCGACGAAAGCUUGGAGCUUAUUGCUAAGUCGUUUAAGAACUUCAAAGUGUUGGUGCUUUCUUCUUGUGAAGGGUUUUCAACUGAUGGUCUCGCUGUCAUUGCUGCUAGCUGCAAGAAUCUGAAAGAGCUGGACUUGCGAGACUGUGAAGUGGAUGAUUUGAGUGCGCAUUGGCUCAGUCAUUUUCCCGAAACAUACACAUCACUGGUGUCCCUUAACAUUUCUUGCUUAGGGUCUGAUGAAGUUAGUUUUUCAGCGUUGGAACGACUGGUGGGUAGAUGUACUAACCUCAAGACUCUCCGGCUCAACCGUGCAGUGCCCCUGGAUAAGAUUGCCAACAUUUUACGUCAUGCACCGCAGCUGGUUGAAUUCGGUACUGGCACCUACACGGCUGAUGUACGGCCAGAUGUCUACUCAGAUUUGGCCGGAGUGUUUUCUAGUUGCAAGGAACUAAAGAGCUUGUCUGGAUUUUGGGAUGUGGUCCCGGAUUACCUUCCUGCCAUUUACCCUGUCUGCUCAAAAUUAACAUCACUGAACCUGAGCUAUGCUACUAUACAAAGUCCUGAUCUUAUCAAGCUUGUAAGCCACUGUCCGAAUUUGCAGCGCCUAUUGGUACUUGAUUACAUUGAAGAUAGUGGGCUUGAGGUGCUUGCAUCUAGUUGCAAGGACUUGCAGGAAUUACGUGUGUUUCCAUCUGAUCCAUUUGGUGCAGAGCCAAAUGUGUCCUUGACAGAACGGGGCCUUGUUGCCGUAUCUUUGGGUUGUCCCAAGCUACAAUCAGUAUUGUACUUCUGCCGCCGAAUGUCUAAUGAGGCAUUAGUUACUAUUGCUCGGAACCGUCCAAACUUCACAAGGUUUCGCCUUUGUAUAAUUGAGCCUAAAACAGCUGAUUACCUGACUCUCGAGCCACUUGAUGUUGGUUUUGGAGCCAUUGUUCAGUACUGCAAGGAUCUCAAGCGUCUUUCCCUCUCUGGUCUUCUUACAGAUCGUGUAUUCGAAUAUAUUGGGACAUACGCGAAGAAGCUUGAGAUGCUGUCUGUGGCUUUUGCAGGAGAUAGUGAUUUGGGACUACAUCAUGUGCUUUCCGGGUGUGAAAGCCUUCGGAAACUGGAGAUCAGAGAUUGCCCCUUUGGUGACAAGGCUCUUUUGGCCAAUGCUGCAAAGCUGGAGACAAUGCGAUCCCUUUGGAUGUCUUCUUGCGCUGUGAGCUUCGCAGCAUGUAAGCUGCUAGGUCAGAAGAUGCCAAGGUUGAAUGUUGAAGUUAUAGAUGAGAGGGGACCUCCUGAUUCAAGACCAGAGAACUGCCCAGUUGAUAAGCUCUACAUAUAUAGGUCCAUUGCAGGGCCAAGGUUCGACAUGCCUCCUUUUGUUUGGACAAUGGAUGAAGAUUCUGGAUUGAGGCUUUCAUGAGAAAUCUCCUCGGAUUCAGCUCGUUUGAUCUCAAGAAUGAAUGUCUCAGGUACAUGUUCCUUGUGUUACUCAUUGUUCCCGGUUCAGUUUUAUGCAGCCUAAUCCAGACAUGAUUGGAGUGGGAACAUAAUAUGGAGGCUGUUCAAGGCUUUGAGAGCUAGAUUGCCAUACAUUUCGCCCUUGCCUGAGCUAUCGGGUACACCACGUAACGAAUUAAUAAAGAGAUGGAAACUCCGGUUGUUGUGUAUCAAUCAAAGGUUUUAUUUGUUUCCCCAUUGUUACCAUCUAAUACAAUUUAUAGAAUUUUGGAUGUUUAUGGAUUUCUGUCGCCUUUUAUUUUGGGGGUAGUAAUCAUCUAGUGGACUUAAUGUUGUCAUUGUUAGCCUUAAUGGAGUAAUAAAAGUUGAGAGUAUUCGGCCUUCA